Messenger RNA from Tetrapisispora phaffii CBS 4417, 1203 nucleotides. RefSeq names its product alkene reductase. Gene Ontology annotation, molecular function: FMN binding; NADPH dehydrogenase activity. The record is from RefSeq and is a predicted model, not a curated record. NCBI's taxonomy places the organism in Eukaryota, Fungi, Ascomycota, Saccharomycetes, Saccharomycetales, Saccharomycetaceae. The transcript has a single exon. The coding region runs from base 1 to 1203 and encodes 400 amino acids.
AUGCCUUUCGUCGCUGAUUUUAAGCCAAUUGCUUUAAAGGACACUAACCUUUUCAAGCCAAUCAAGGUUGGUAACUGUGAAUUAUCCCACAGAGCUAUCUUACCACCAUUGACCAGAAUGAGAGCUACUCAUCCAGGCAAUGUUCCAAACAAGGAAUGGGCUGCUGACUACUAUGACCAGCGUUCCAAGAGAGAAGGCACGUUAUUAAUUACUGAAGGUGCUUUCAUCUCCCCACAAGCUGGUGGUUACGACAACGCACCAGGUGUUUGGUCCGAGGAACAAUUAGCUGAAUGGAAGAAGAUCUUUGCUAGAGUUCACGCUAACAAAUCUUUCAUCUGGCCUCAAUUAUGGGCUCUAGGUAGACAAUCUGAACCAGAUACCUUGGCUAGAGAUGGUUUGAAGUACGUCUCUGCUUCUGAUGAUCUUUACAGAGACGAAACCGAAAAAGCUUUAGCUAUCAAAUCCAAUAACCCACAACACGGUUUAACUAAGGAUGAAAUUAAGCAAUACAUUGCUGAUUACGUUCAAGCCGCUAAGAAUGUUAUUGAAGCUGGCGCCGAUGGUGUCGAAAUUCACUCUGCCAAUGGUUACUUAUUAAACCAAUUCUUAGACCCAAUCUCUAACAAUAGAACUGACGAGUACGGUGGAUCCAUCGAAAAUAGAUCCAGAUUUACUCUAGAAGUUGUCGACGCUUUAAUCGAAGCUAUUGGUGCCGAGAAGGUUGGUAUUAGAUUCUCCCCAUACGGUACUUUCGGUUCUCUAUCUGGUGGUGCUGAACCUCUUAUUGUUGCUCAAUUCGCUCACGUCAUUGGUGAAAUCGAAAAGAGAGCCAAGGAAGGUAAGAGAUUAGCCUUCAUUCAUUUAGUUGAACCACGUGUCACCAACCCAUUCUUAACUGAAGGUGAAGGUGAAUACCAAGACGGUACUAACGACUUCGUCUACUCUAUCUGGAAGGGUAUUAUUUUCAGAGCCGGUAACUAUGCUUACCACCCAGAGGUUGUUAAGGAAGUUGUCAAGGACGAAAGAACUCUUAUCGGUUACGGUAGAUUAUGGAUCUCUAACCCAGAUUUAGUUGACAGAUUAGAGAAGGGUUUGCCAUUAAAUGCAUACAACAGAGAUACCUUCUACGCCAUGACCUCUGAAGGUUACUUAGACUACCCAACUUAUGACGAAGCAAUCAAGAUGGGCUGGGGUAAGCAAUAA